Menidia menidia (Atlantic silverside) is the source of this 5095-nucleotide messenger RNA. The record is from the annotation of a GenBank genome assembly. Lineage: Eukaryota; Metazoa; Chordata; Actinopteri; Atheriniformes; Atherinopsidae.
UUCUUGGCGUUUGAAGAUAUAUAGAGUCAAUUAUAUUGAGUAAAAUGCAGUCCGUAGGCAAUCUUAGUCGACUUAUUGUCUUAUAGAAUAAGUAAUCGAGUAAAUAAAUUGAGAACAUAUGAACUUGGCUCGGUUUGUGUCAUAAGCCGUCAACCACGCCCCCUGGAAGUUAAACUGGGAUUCCCUUUGCUGUCACGAGAAAGAUUCCGAAUUCUGAACUGCCGAGAUUUGAAACGAUGCUUUGGCUGCACAAGACAUGAAAUUGAAAUCAUCCUGCGGGUGUCCGGUGAAAAACUAAAAACAAAAAUCCUGGAAUCGAGGACUUUAGUCGCACGGACAGUGUUAUGAAACCCGGGAUCCUUGGGUUUCACAACAGGGCGGAAGGCUGCUCCCUCAUCCAAUCAAGUCGCACGCUCUGGCGUCACGUGACUUUUUAUUUAUGUAAUGUAAUGGUGUUACACAGUAACCUAGCUUCGUGGAUUUGGAUGCAUCCUUACCGGGUUAAAAGCGGACACGGACGACCAAAGUGAGAUAAAAACAAUUCAUGUACCUUUUUUACCGGCCCGGUCAGUGCGGGUUUUUCAGAGUUUGGAGCAUCGAGGAAAGAAGCGUGUCCGACCCGGGGAGCUCAACCUAUCCGAAAAGGGAAGAUGCUGCUCGUCCCGAACCAAAGACGGAGAAAAGACUCGAAAAGACAAUGUCAAUGAACAGCCCCUUUAUUCGAAAAGUAAACUUGUGAAGUGAGCUGACGGGGCUCAGACCAAACGGCGACGGGGACCGAAAACCCGGUUCUGGUUCGAACGGAUGUUGGGGCACGUUUGAUUUUUUUUUUUUUUUGGUGUAGCCUAUUGCUGAGCCGUCGCUAUGGUACUGGAAAGAUCCGUGCAAUAAUAAUAAAAACCCCCGGAGAGGCUUGCUGUCUGGAUUGCUUUGACGGACAAAAGCCACGUCGCGCUGACCCACACGGCCCGUUUAAAGAUGGAUCUGCUGGAGUGUCCGCACUGCCUCCUGCUGAUGUCCGAGCCGGUGACCAUGGCGUGCGGCCACUCGUUCUGCCGGAGGUGCGUCGGGGGCUACCUCCCCUCCAAAUGCCCCCUGUGCAAGGAGAGGUUAAAACACAAGGAGGCGAAGGCCAUGAGGAACAACGUCCUGCUCAUCAGCGUGGUCGAAAAGUGCUGCCCCGACGAGACCAGGGUCAAGUGCCAAAUUCAGGAGAAGCUCAAAGCCAACGAGUUCACGGAAGCUUUACGCAUGGCCAAUGAGGGGCUCCACUUAGUCCCCAACGAUCGGAGCUUGAAGAUGUUCAGAGCUGAGGCUAACCUGCGCCUGUCGCGCUUCGCCGACGCUCUGACAGACCUCGACUACCUCUGCUGCCUUCACCCCAGCUGGACGGAGGGCUACUUUCGUAAAGGGAAUGUACUGCUCGAGAUGGGCCAGCAGAAAGAAGCCCUCCUUCAGUUCCACCGAUGCCUAAAACUCCAAGCCGACUUUGCUCCCGCGAAGAGCCAGAUCAAAAAGAUCCUGGAGCUCGAGGGAAUAGCGAUGCCGGAAGAGGUGACGUGCGCUUUGCAAGUGGUGUCCGAGUACCUGAAGGAGCCCUGCCCCAUCACCAGCCUCAGCGGCUCCCAGGGGCCCACACAAGGCGAGGGCAAGCAUCCACACGGAGGGAGGAGAGAGGGACAUCAGGGGCAGAUGAAGCACGAUGCAGGCACCGAGUGUUGCCUGAGCCUCUGCCAAGCUGUCUCCUUCCUCCCUGCUGCUGAGGAGGACGAGGAGAUGAUGAUGAGGAAGGAAGAAGAGCACGGCAGGGGUGAGAGUAAAGCGCACAAGGAGGAGACGCUGGGAGUUCUCUCCGUGUCAGACUUUGAGUGCCCUCUCUGCAUUAGGUUGUUUUUUGAGCCAGUCACGACCCCCUGUGGUCACACCUUCUGCAAGAACUGCAUCGAGAGGAGCCUUGAUCACAACCUCCGCUGUCCACUCUGCAAGAAUCCGCUACAAGAGUACUUAAGAAACAGGAAGUACAACCCUACAACUCUGCUCCAGGAAAUUAUGACCCAGCUUUUUCCCUCUCAGUUGGCCGAGAGGAAACAGGUCCACGAUGCAGAGAUGGCCGAGCUGUCCAAUCUUACCAAGGACAUCCCCAUCUUUGUGUGUACGGUGGCCUAUCCAGGCGUGCCCUGCCCACUGCACAUUUUUGAGCCUCGAUAUCGGCUGAUGAUGCGUCGCUGCAUGGAGACCGGCACCAAGAAGUUUGGCAUGUGCAGCUACGAGCACGGCAAAGGGUUCGCAGACUACGGCUGCAUGUUGGAGAUCCUCGGCCUGGAGCUGCUGCCAGACGGGCGAUCUUACGUGGAGACGGUGGGCGGCCGCAGAUUCAAGGUGCUAAAGCGCGGUCAGAGGGACGGCUACAACACCGCCGACAUCGAGUACCUGGAGGACAUCAAGGUCGACGAGAGCGAGCAGGAGCUGCUGCAGCACCUCCAUGACAGCGUGUACCAGCAGGCCCAGGACUGGUACCAUCGCCUCGGCAGCCGCAUCCGCGAGCAGAUCAACAGACAGUACGGCAGCAUGCCGGAUAAGGAAGAAAAUAUUCAGGCCUCUGCCAACGGUCCGGCGUGGUGCUGGUGGCUGCUGUCCGUCCUCCAGCUGGACCCGGCCUACCAGACCACCGUACUCUCCCUGACUUCCCUCAAAGACCGCCUGGGACACCUCCGCCUGGUCCUGGAGUACUUCUCUCAGAGCUAAACACCCCGAGCACAGUGGCCGGUCGAGGCCACAACUAGCCGACAGUCAAAUAUCACGCACACACACACACAAACGCGCAGAGUGGAAUCCAGCGAACGCACGCACAAUAGCCAGUCUGAGGCUGGGGCGGUUUUAGAGUCGCGCCCGGACAACAGCUCCAGGCUACAGCAGAACGCAAUGCAGAGUUGUUAGUUAGUUUUUUUUUUCCGUUUUUGGCGUUGUUUGAGUUUGGGUAUGUUUUCUUUCUUACACCAGAAUGACCAAAGACGCGGCUUACUUCGGGUCAUCAAGGGUGAUUGUUUGUGUACAAAGAAUUUUUAAAAAAAACUACAGUAAAUCAGUUCAUUUUCAAGUAAUAUUAUUGAAUAUGGACACUGGGUGUUACUGAUUGUUUUGGGUUGUGUUUUUUUUCCUCCAGUCAUGCCAUGAAACAGCUGGAUAAGGUAUCUGCGCGUGUGUUGCCUGUUCCUGCCGGACUUUUUGCAUUAACGGCUAUGUUUGGAGUGAAGAUAGACCAUAAUAGCAGACAUUAUGUGAAGAAAUACUUUUGCGGACUGGCACACGGCCGUGUUCACGUCCAUGUGCUCCAGGUAAUCACGUUGGAAAUGUUGAGUGAUUGUCCUUUGCUACAAGCACUAUUUCCUUGUAUGUUUCUUAGUGUAAUCCUAUUGGCCUUGGCAGCCAUUGAGUGUGGCUCAUUUUAUUCUUAGACAAAAAAGACUCCUUUAGUAUUAAACAUUGCAAUAAUAAUGAUAAUAAUAAUAAUUUGUUGUCCCACAUCACAGCGUCUCUGCUUAGUGAUGUUUGUGGAUGUUGUUCAGAGGCGGAGAUCACCCACCGGUAGGCAACUUUUUCCACAUUACAGCACUGAGAGGUUGGGGUUUGUGAAUGGGUUUUAUAACAGCUAUGGUCAGCAGGAUGACCUCUCGGCCAUCGCUGCUCAGCAUCGUACGCAUGUGCGUCAGGUGUAACUAAGUCGUCGAUGUUGUUCGCCAUUUUUCACUAGCGGUUGUUACUUUUUUAAGAUUAAGCGUGAGGUGUUUUUCGACACUGAUAACAGCCACUGCAACGCUCGCUCCUUCGAAAUUGCAAGAAGCCGCGUUGCCAUCUUCUGCCGAGGCAGCUGGAAAAAUAAAUAGGCUAUGACUAUUUGGUUCAGGUCCGACUAGGGACCGCCACAUAGGCCACGACACCUACCUCCGGCUCUUACUCCGUCUCCUUCUUUGUCCGGCCGGUCGACCACCAGUCAUGGUGCCUUCGAGUGCCUCGGCCAUCUCAUCAGGAGACCUGCAAGUCUUAGAGUUUCUGCGCGACUGGGAUGAUGAACUGUGUGAUUUCUAUUGAUGUAGUGCUACAUUCCAUGGAAUGUUAAAGCUGAGUUAUGUAAAGAAUUAUUUACUAACAACCACGGGCUUAACUGGGUGUUUUUUUUUUUUUACUUCGAUAAAUGUGCCAUAGGUAUUCCUGUGUUAAAUAUGCUAAAUAGGAGUAGUCCCCGUGCUUAUGUUCAUCUACAUCUCAGAUUCCUCUAACUUAGGCCUUGACCCUCAUGCCUUUUGUAUGAUGGGCAGUAAAUUACCCCCCUGUAAACAUAUCACUUACAACAAUCCAGCACAGUCAAACAUACAGUGUACAGUGAGUACGAUGGACAAGAGCAGCCCUUGCUCCAGUAGGUUUCUCCUUUUUAAAAAAGGCUGGGUAGGUUUUUUUUCACAAACCUGCCAUCAUACUUCCAUCCACCAGCCAUCAGGUAGUUUUCUUAAAAACAUUACAGAACACUUAAUUACACACGAUUGUGUAACUAAGGUCACAAUAAAUAUCCAAACUUAGAUUUAAUGUAUCGAUAAUGAUUGUUUGCUGCUAAUUCCGCUGUGCGUUUUUCAGACUUGUAAGAUUUUCCUCUCAGUCACACCCCUGCAGAUGUGCACUGGCUUUAGCUUCUGUUAGAUUUAGCUCUCAGAAAGAGUCGUACAACAACCUGAAAACCAUUUUCGCUCGGUCUGCACAGCGCGCAUUAAGACAGCCACUCCUGGUUCUCUCCCACUGGAAAGUCUUAGCUCGUCCGCUCGGGAAAAGUUGUGGGAGGCACCUUGGUGGCACAUUCGUGGGAAAUCUUGGCCACACCGGCAUGACGGUCAGUGGUCACUCUCUGCACAGUUUUCAAAUACCUGUCUGUUAGUCACAAGUACAGUUCAAGCCACUGAGAGUGCCGUGGCGUCUGUUGGAUUCCUUCGCAUUAAUUCAUCCACCUCAAAGCCAACAGCAGGAAAUGAUCUCAAUCGGAUUAUUGUUUACUUGCUUGCUCCCUGGAUGACUUUGUAAGUGUUAUAAUAAAUAAAUAUUAUCAAAA